AUGGUUCAGAUAGUUGAAAAGGCGUCGGAGGAGAGGCUGAUUUCACAACUAGAACAGAUAACACACAAACAACGAAACAAACCAAAGUGA
Molecule: messenger RNA, 90 nt
Organism: Linum tenue
Lineage: Eukaryota; Viridiplantae; Streptophyta; Magnoliopsida; Malpighiales; Linaceae
Source: the annotation of a GenBank genome assembly